This is a messenger RNA of Carcharodon carcharias (great white shark), 6343 nucleotides long. RefSeq names its product zinc finger and BTB domain containing 40 (gene zbtb40). Lineage: Eukaryota; Metazoa; Chordata; Chondrichthyes; Lamniformes; Lamnidae. The record is from RefSeq and is a predicted model, not a curated record. Bases 183 to 3905 code for a protein of 1240 amino acids. Gene Ontology annotation, cellular component: nucleus. Gene Ontology annotation, molecular function: RNA polymerase II cis-regulatory region sequence-specific DNA binding; DNA-binding transcription factor activity, RNA polymerase II-specific; protein binding. The transcript has 18 exons. Gene Ontology annotation, biological process: regulation of transcription by RNA polymerase II.
CGAAAGGCCAGUGAGAACAUUUAGUGGAUCAAUGUCUUCCAUUAAAACAGUUUAGUGCAGUUGAGACUUCCCUUUAAUCCAAAGGAGCACACCGUUGCGCCAUCGUAUUCUGCUUCACGUUUUAUUUGACUUGUGUAAAUGGUAGCCCUGGAAGAGCUAUCCUAAGGAAGUUGCCUGACACUAUGGAGUUGCCAAACUACGGCAGGCAGCUCAUGCAGCAGCUGUACACCCUGAGAAAGGAGGAACAAUUCUGCGACUGCACCUUACUCAUCGGAAACACUCAAUUUAGAGCGCACAAACUUGUACUGGCCGCCUCCAGUUUGCUCUUUAAAUCUCUGCUGGACAACACGGACACGAUUUCCAUUGACCAGGCUGUUGUCUGCCCAGCAGAGUUUGCUGUUCUUUUGGAGAUGGUCUAUACGGGGAAAGUUCCACCAGGGAAGCACAACUUCACAAAAGUGGUUUCUGUCGCUGACAAUUUGCAAAUGUUUGAUAUCGCUGUAAGCUGCAAAAAUAUCAUGGCAAAGAUAAUGAAGCACAACGUGGCAAAUGAAAUGCGGGUUUCUAGCCCCGCUGUAGGUCAAGCUGUACAACAUCUAGAACGAUCAAGACCAACAGACACAAAUCAGUAUUGCAUAGUGCAAGAAUUGGACAAGAUUGAGGAGUCUGCUCCUAAUGUUACUGAAAUAACUGGGGCAGCAGAACAAAGCUUGCCUCUGGAAGGUUUAAACUGUGCUGGUUUAGAAAGCACUGGAGUUGCACUUCCCUCUGAGAAGAAUAUUCUGGUUGAUACUGUUGAUCCAAAACAAGGUGCUGAGCACCAAGAAAAUUUAGCAGAAAACAAUAGCACUAACAUCCAGGAUGUUAAUUCCCUAGGUUGUACAGCGGGUGGAGAAAUGGUCAAUGAGCGAGCCAGUAAGAAAGAGGGGCCCAGGAAUCUCUCAGAGCAAGAGUUCCUCUUGCAGCAUAAACAUGACCUUGCAGAGGCUGUCCAGGACCUACAGGCCUUAGUGGAUUCUGUGGUUAUAUCUGAUGACAUCCCAGUGGCAGAGAAAAAGGUAUUCUUAGACUGCUGUAAGGAAGCAGAAAGCAGUGAAGUUUUCUGCAGGUUACUAGAUAAAGUCACAGAAGAGAAGACUUUGCAACUAGAAACCCUGAUAUUUGUGCUUGAACAGAACAAAGAAGCUUACCCCAGGCUGCAAACUGUGCUUCAGAACUUGAACCGAAAUCUACCCAUAGAACGGUUAAUACUAACUGGUCGUAUUGAUAGUGAAGAUUUUCUGCUCAACCUUUACUUACACAAAGAGGAGGUUCUGGAAUGUGUGACGGACUUGAGUCCUUUAUUGGACUGCCUGGACUCUGCUGAAGAAAUGGCUUUCAGUGAGGAGGAGAAAAAGGUGAUUGUGGAAUGCUGUCAGGGAGAGACUGCCAGAGGUGCCAUGGCUAAGUUGUUGAGGAAAGUAAUCGAAGAGAGACUGCUCAGCGCUGAGACUGCAAUAAAUUUCCUUCAGACAAUGAAAGAGGCUUACCCAGUGCUAAAGACUCUCACAGCAGAACCAGCGAUGGCUGCAAAGUCAGAAUUGAAGAACUCAGAAGAUUAUGGGUUUGACUUGCUGAGACGAUAUCAAGAUAAUAUUGUUGAUGCAGUAACUGAUCUUCAACCUCUGCAUGACAUCCUGUCUGUUGCUGAGGAUGUAUCUGAUGAUGAAAAAGAGAGAAUUGAAGAUCUUAUUAAAGGGAAAGAUGCGAUGGAUUGUAUCAGAGAUUUGAUGGAAGCAGUGUUGGAGAAGCAAACGCUAGCAGCACUCACAGUCUGGAAACUGCUCAUCCGAAUGAAAGAGGGUGUGCCAAAGCUGUGCGCUCUGCUAGCUGAGCUCCAAAGAGAACCAGAAAGUCUCCGGCUCAUUUUAUCUGUGAGUGACAAGGAAAGUAAAGCUGUGGAUAUUUUGAGAAGACAUAGACAGUUGAUCACCGAUGCAAUUGAUGAUAUCAGCUCGCUUCUCGAUUGUUUCAUGCCUGGUGUAGAGAAUCUUCCCACUGAAACAAUAGAGAUUUUGAAGAGCUGCUGUUACAAGGAGACUGCUGGUCAGUCAUUAGAAAGCAUUCUGGGUAAAAUUCUAGAAGAGCGACUCAUUCCUGCCCUGACGUUCUGUAGACUCUUGCAUAUGAUCAGUGAGUCCCAUCCGUCCCUUGAAUUGGUAAUAAAGGCGAUGGAGCAUGCAGGACUAAUGAAAGAACCAGUGAGUGACAUGGAAGAGGAUCAGAAGGAAGACCUGAUGGAUCAGGAAGAGAGAAGUGAAGAAGAUACAGAGCACCCAGAGGACACUGGUCAUGACAGAGAGGGUGAUAGCGAACCUACUACAGAAAUAAAGAAAGUGAAGCGCAAAUCUGGAGCCAAGCAGUCCUUUAUCUGCAGCGCAUGUGGCAAGACUUUUACAUUUAAAUGUCGUCUUGAACUGCACCUCACCCGCUGCCGCAGUAUCAGUCACGUUAAAGUAGCUAGCUGCGAGGAAUGUGGCGAGACCAGAACUUCCCAGAAGGACCUAGAAAGGCACAGAGUAGAAGUGCACGAUGCACCAAGGGGAAAGAGGAGGCGGUUACCUGUGACUUGUGACAUCUGCGGGAAAUCCUUUGCUCACCAGUCAGGAAUGCAGUAUCAUAAACGCUCUGAUCACUUCGAUGAGAAACCUUUCUCUUGUAGUGAAUGUGGGGCAAAAUUUGCAGCAAAUUCCACUCUAAAGAAUCACCUGAGGCUCCACACUGGAGAGAAACCAUUCUUCUGCAAACAUUGUGAUAUGACAUUCAUGCAGGCUGCUGCGCUGGCCUAUCACAUGAAGAAAAAGCACUCGGAAGGGAAAAUGUACGGGUGCCAGUACUGUGAAGCAGUGUUUGCCCAGUCAAUUGAGUUAACGCGUCAUGUACGGACCCACACUGGGGACAAGCCAUAUGUCUGCCGGGAAUGUGGCAAAGGAUUUAGCCAGGCCAAUGGGCUCUCCAUGCACCUACGUUCAUUUCACAAUGUUGAAGACCCGUAUGAUUGUCAGAAGUGCCGGAUGAGUUUUCCAACUCUAGAGGAGCACAAGAAGCACAUCCAGGAAGUGCAUCCUCCUGAGUACAAUCCCUGUGACAUUUGUGGAAAGAACUUUAGUGCACCAUCGCUUCUGGAAAGGCACAUGGUCACACAUAUUGGUGGAAAACCAUAUAACUGUGAUAUUUGUGACAAGGCCUAUCAGCAACUGUCUGGGCUGUGGUAUCAUAAUCGCACUCACCACCCUGACAUCUUUGCAGCACAAAAUCACCGUUCUCCGAAGUUUGCCACUCUGGUGUGCUCAGCAUGUGAGAAACCCUUUGGCAGCACAGCAUCUCUGAAUAAGCACAUGAAAUCUGAUCAUUCAGAUAUCAAGAUGUUGGAGUGUGAGAAGUGUAAAGACACCUUUGCCACACAAGCAUUGUUGCACAUACACAUGAAGUCCAGACAUUCAGGAAUCCAUCCAUUUAAAUGUUCAUACUGCUCGUCGACGUUCAGAUUUCCUGGAGCUUUGCAUCAUCAUUUAAGCACAGAACAUUUAACUCCACAAAACAGCGCUUUUGUGUGUGGGGAUUGUGCCCAGCUGUUCAACUCACAGCAGGACUUGGAAGAACAUCAGAGGAGCAAGCAUGCUGGAAUACUGUUUGCUAAUGUUCAGGAAGCAGCCCAAAUGGUUAUCCAAGCAUCGGAACAAAUGACCGCCACUGAACAGGUCAUAUCCCUGGAGGAGACUCAUCUCAGUGGUGUUGGAUCGCAGGUGUUUGUGGCAUUGCCCGAUUCCCAAAACGGUUCCUCUGGGUCCCAUGAAAUUGUGGCUGUGAAUGUAAAUGACUUACUUGAUGGGUCUGUAACACUCAUCUGUGGAGAGACCCCAUGAAAAAUAGGUUUAAAAUUAUAUGAUCUCAAAACAAUCCCAAGGCUUUCCAUGAUAUGAAGAAAAUAUUUUUCUUCAUGUUCUAAUUUAUGAUUAUGGGUCAUAUCAAUUUUAGAUCUUAUUUGAAGGCUUUAUUUCAACAAUUAUUUUAAUAUAAGUUUAGAAACUUAAUGAGUACAAUGAAUGUUUGUCAUGACAUAAUAUGCAUUUUUAAAAAUAAAAUUGUUGAGCUGAAGUUGCAGUGAACCCAAAUAACAACACUGGAUGAUUCAUUUCAACCCAAUACCUCAUUACUUUCAUAUGAAUACAGUCCCUUAAACAAUUGCUGAGGAUCUGUAGAGAGAUUUCCCUGAUGGCCAAAUGAUUAACCUUACAGACCAGGAUGCCCCCAGGUUCAAUCACUGGUUCAUAUUAUAAGACACACUGGGGGAGUCACUAAAUUGGUUUUAGCAUUCCCAUAGUGGGCCUCUAAAAGCCAGAGGUCUUGGCAUCUGUUGGAAAGGUGUGUUGAAUGCUGUGCCAAUAUUCAUGGUGUGAGCCCUUGGGCAUUGGCUGCUCUGAGAUUGCAGCCAUAAAAGUCUUUCCUCAGACAGAGCAAGAGGAGAAUAAAGAAUACAGAUAACCAUUUUCCUGACUGACGACAUGGAAUGGUCAGUAUACAAAGAUGACUCUGGAUUAUUCAGGACGGGUUGUGUUCUUGCUCACAACCAAUUUGUAAAAGUGGUACCAAAUGAGGCUGUAUUUUCAUCAAUGUUUAUGCCCUUUUAAAGGUCACUACAGUUUAUAGAUGCUGAAAUGUGUAGCAAAGUUUGCACAAAGUACAAGAGAUUUCAGAGUGAUAUUUAUAAUUAGUCCACUGAAUAACCAAAAGGCAAGUCCAGUCUGUUAUUGAUCAUUCACCAAAUAUCAGAUUAGCUCAAAGUUCUUCAAAACCAGUUUAACACAACAGUCCUGUACUUAUAAAAUAACUGGCUUCAUUUCUUUUUUUUUUGCACCUGUGUAGCAAAAUGAAGAGGAAAUCGAUAUGUUGUUUGUAUGAGUGAAAUAGACUCCCUGUACUUCUCCAGUUUGGUCAGUGUGGGACUGUAAUUACAUUUUCAGACUUGCAGCACAAGUUCACUGAACAUACAUUGAUACUUGCAUCCCUUUACUUAGAAAAAGGAACACAUUCCUAGUCCAGAUCCUAUUGAUUUGAUCACGUUCUGAUAUCAAUUGGAAGUAAUUCUUCUGUAGAAGUCAAUUUCUACUCCAGAUUGAAUGUGAAUUACAGUGCUGAGAUGGAGAAAAAGAUCCACUUUUUUUUAAACCUAUUAGAAAAUACCAAUUUGCAUCAUUAAUCUGUUAGACCUUCUAGUGACCUGCCACUAUAUUCAUAAAAAGGUGCUGUUAAUUGUUCUGAAAAUCAUUUUAAAUGCUUUAACCUAAGGUUCACUAAUGGGGAUGCUUAGGAUUUGCACAUGUCUGUGUGUAAAGUAGUGAUGAAAUGUUAUUUUCCAGAGGAGUAGUAUUCACCUCAGAGGUGACAACAAUGAGCCCGAUUCAGAUGUAAACAUUUCCGAUUGGUUUUCGUUCUAACUAUUGAAUUUUGUAAGGUGAAAUUCAACCUCAUGGUGAAAUGAAGUUGGUGCCUGUUCACUGAUCUCAUUUUUUGUUCCUAACAUAUAAGGACUUCUGAAAGCUGCAGGUACUUAAUUUGGUUAGAUCCAGUCAAACUGGUCCUGAAAACCAUAAGCAAGUUCAAGGAUAAGGCAAAGCUAACUAGCCCAUCUCUCCACUACCUAACUCCCCAUCAAAGUAUCCAGCUACAUUUUCAGCCUUUUGAAUAAUUUUGUGUAUACAACUCUACCAUAUUACUCAAAUUGAGAGAAAUGUUUGGAGUAAAGGAGAUCGUUCUAAUACCUGUUGCAAAUUUAUUUUUUACUAAUUUAACUUUGCCCUGUGAUUAACCAUUUCUGGAUUUGAUUUGUACUUUUUUAUAUCAUUUAACAUUUUAUAUAUCUUCAUGAACCCUCUCCCCAUCUAUCUAAUGAUAAAAUCUGAGCUGAGUAUUUCCAAUGCACCUAUGUUUUUGAGGUGGUGUACUCAGAAUGACUGCCAGGACAGCAGGCUAUUGGAAAGAGCAAUAACAAAACUUCCAAAUUGUACAUGCUCUGUGUACUUUAUGGAUAAGGGAGAAAGUGGACGAGGUAAUCGUAUUGGAUAAACUGUCAAAAUAUAAUACACAAGAGAAGGAAGAAUGCAGCUAAUGUCUGCAUAUUUGAAUAGUUACGUUUUGAAGACUAAACUCCUGGGAAUUCCCCAAAUUAGAAUGCCUAAGGAUAGCUGAGAAGCAAUACUGAGGUGAGGCUCACCCUGGGCCAUAGAGGAAACAAUUCAGGAUGGACCAGGAGGAUAAAAACAAAAAAGUGCGGAUGCUGGAAAUCCAAAACAAAAACAGAAUU